This is a messenger RNA of [Candida] anglica, 648 nucleotides long. NCBI's taxonomy places the organism in Eukaryota, Fungi, Ascomycota, Pichiomycetes, Serinales, Debaryomycetaceae. The record is from the annotation of a GenBank genome assembly.
AUGCCGGUUUAUACUAUUUCACAGAUUCUUAAAUGGAAACAUUCAUCACCUUUACAUAGCCAUGAAAUAGAUAAUCUCUGGGAUGAUUUAUUGAUUAUGAGAACUAUUUGCAGUAAGGCUGGUCAUAAGGAUACAACUUUUUAUCAACAUGUGAAGAAUAAGCGCUUGAAUCGAUCUAAUUGGGGUAAUGCGGCAAGAGGGAACUCUGUGAAGCCUUUGCAACAAGUUUCUUCAAAUACAACAUUCAGGAAAAAAACGAAAUAUACCGACUCUAUACAUAAUGGUCAAUAUUCAUCAUCUACUUCAAUACCACUCCCACUUCCACCACCACAUCAACUACAAAUACCAUUAAUUCCCCUCUUUAGCUUGUUGAACGUGCCCUCCGGAUCGCAAGUUCUCUGUAUCAGACCAGGACUGCCAGUUCCACCCGGUGCCAUCAUCAUUCCUGUUGUCUACAUGGACAAUGCCAAUGAAAACUAUCACCAUGUAAAUUAUCAUGACAAUUGGGUAAUUCCAUCGGAAAGUAAUUUAGCAAAUUACGAAAAAUAUCAUACUUCAAAUAAUGGAGAACUGAUAAAUGGUACCAAUUCCUUUGAUGAAUCUUCGGAUAGUAAUAGCAUAUUGAUUCAAAUUCCAUCCACUUUUUAG